This is a messenger RNA of Oikopleura dioica, 456 nucleotides long. Lineage: Eukaryota; Metazoa; Chordata; Appendicularia; Copelata; Oikopleuridae. The record is from the annotation of a GenBank genome assembly.
AUGGACGGGGAUUGGGCUCAUUUCUCCACUACCGCAAGCCCAGUGAUACACGAAGAUACGACUGGAUUCGUAAUUUUGGUAUGCGUGACUCUCAUCGCUUGUUGUUACGGAUUGUUCGAGCGCUGUAGAGAAGAUGGGCAAGAAAAUCAACUAGACGAAGAGAAAGAAGAAGCAAUACUCAAAGUGGAACAUCAGAGACAAGUGAAAGCUCAACAGGAACCAAGCCGCCUGAACUCCUUUGAAAAGCAGAAAAGCCAGGAAGUUAAUACAAAAGAACAGACACAGCAAAACCCCUCUUCUUGCCCGAUUUGCUUUCAAGUCUUCAAUGGUAACGAUUGUCAAGAAUGCACUCUUCCCUGUGGCCAUCGCUUUUGCAACGAUUGCUUGAACCGUCUUUCUUCCUGUCCAAUUUGUCGAAAGCCUUUCACCAACGACCAGAUCAUCAAGCUCUACUGA